UUGUGACCCCACCCAUUAAUUAAGUUUAAAAUGGCGGACGCAGAUCCUAUUUCUCAAGAUGACGAAUUAUACCUGCCUAGAACUGUAGUUAAUAAGCUCAUUAAAGAAAUGGUGCCGCACAUACGGGUUAGUACAGAUGCCAGAGAUCUCAUUCUAAACUGUUGUAGUGAAUUCAUACAUUUGCUGGCGUCUGAAGCUAACGAGGUUUCUGAGAAACAGCAAAAGAAGGUGAUAUCACCUGAACAUGUCAUAGAGGCCCUCACUACACUGGGUUUCAAUGAGUACAUACCUGACGUAAAGGAGGUGCUGAAGGAAUACAAGGAACAGGCUAAUAAACACAGGCAGAGAGGUAAGAAAUCUAGAUUGGACAAGUUAGGCGUCCCUGAAGAAGAGCUGCUGAGACAGCAACAGGAACUAUUUGAGCAAGCAAGAUUAGAAAAUGAGUUAUACGAGCAGCAGCAGGCACUAUUGCAGGAUACGAUGGCUGGAGGAGUAGCACCAGCUCUCCCCCAACAACAACAACAACAACAACAACAAGGACAAUAAACAUACUUCACUCGCAGACAAACAUCUAUUGAUCACUAUCCAUUGUUUGAUAAUUAUGAUAAAUUAUACAAUAAUAAUAGUAUAAUUGCCAGUGCUACCAGCUAGCUGUUAAUCAACCAA
Messenger RNA from Amphimedon queenslandica, 666 nucleotides. Its product is annotated as protein Dr1-like. The record is from RefSeq and is a predicted model, not a curated record. Lineage: Eukaryota; Metazoa; Porifera; Demospongiae; Haplosclerida; Niphatidae. Gene Ontology annotation, molecular function: TBP-class protein binding; RNA polymerase II general transcription initiation factor activity; protein heterodimerization activity. Bases 31 to 546 code for a protein of 171 amino acids. Gene Ontology annotation, cellular component: negative cofactor 2 complex. Gene Ontology annotation, biological process: RNA polymerase II preinitiation complex assembly; negative regulation of transcription by RNA polymerase II. The transcript is spliced from 5 exons.